Molecule: messenger RNA, 1005 nt
Organism: Acomys russatus (golden spiny mouse)
Lineage: Eukaryota; Metazoa; Chordata; Mammalia; Rodentia; Muridae
Gene: Sod2
Product: superoxide dismutase 2
Exons: 5
Coding region: 8-814 (268 amino acids)
Biological process (GO): superoxide metabolic process
Cellular component (GO): mitochondrion
Molecular function (GO): superoxide dismutase activity; metal ion binding
Source: RefSeq, a predicted model, not a curated record
UCUACUGAUGGGAGCGGCCGGCAGGGUCACCGCCUCGCGUUGUCCUUGCCGACUCGCCGCGGACGGCGCGGGGCACACGCGCGCCUGCGAGCGAGCGAACGGCCGUGUUCGGAGGGGAGCGGCAGCCGUGGGCACCUCAGCAAUGCUGUGUCGGGCGACGUGCAGCGCCGGCAGGAGGCUGGCCCCUGUGGCGGCGAGUGUCGCGGGGUCCCGGCACAAGCACAGCCUCCCCGACCUGCCCUACGACUAUGGCGCGCUGGAGCCGCACAUCAACGCGCAGAUCAUGCAGCUGCACCACAGCAAGCACCACGCGGCCUACGUGAACAAUCUGAACGCCACGGAGGAGAAGUACCACGAGGCGCUGGCCAAGGGAGAUGUCACAACUCAGGUGGCUCUUCAGCCUGCACUGAAGUUCAAUGGCGGGGGACACAUUAAUCAUAGCAUCUUCUGGACAAACCUGAGCCCCAAUGGCGGUGGAGAACCCAAAGGAGAGCUGCUGGAGGCUAUCAAACGUGACUUUGGGUCUUUUGAGAAGUUUAAGGAGAAGCUGACAGCCGUGUCUGUUGGAGUCCAAGGUUCAGGCUGGGGCUGGCUGGGCUUCAGCAAGGAGCAGGGGCGCUUGCAGAUCGCUGCCUGUUCUAACCAGGACCCGCUGCAGGGAACGACAGGCCUCAUUCCACUGCUGGGGAUUGACGUGUGGGAACAUGCUUACUACCUUCAGUAUAAAAACGUCAGGCCUGACUACCUGAAAGCCAUUUGGAAUGUAAUCAGCUGGGAGAAUGUCACUGAGAGAUACGCAGCUUGCAAGAAGUGAAACCUUACCGCCAUGUUAAGUAUGCCAGGCCACUGAUGGCUGUGUUUGUAGUGGGAUAGAGCGCUGCAGUAACCAUGACUGCGGCAUUAUAACGUUUAUUGAUGUAUAUCCACAUAGUUGAUGAACAUAAUGUUAUGAUAAUUUCCUAUUUUUAAUUAAAUUUAUUAUUAAGCAACUGUUUGAGAACAGUA